AUGUCUGAGAAGCGGAAAUUUGACGCCUCGCCCGAGUCAGACCAGUCCCAACUUUACCCCCGCAAGCGCAUUGCGAUUGCUUGCAAUGUUUGCAGAUUCCGGAAGACACGCUGUGAUGCAGUGAAACCAUCUUGCGGCUUCUGUACUGACCUGGGCAUCGAAUGCACUUACCGAAAACCAACCGUAGGCGACCGGACCAAACCGGUUGAUCCGCCGUCAGAAGCGUUUGCCAGCAUUGAAAGACGAUUAGAACAGCUUGAAGCUAAACUGGAGUCGACUCAACAGCUGGUGCACAACUCCGCGAUGCUGUCUCCAAGCAAUCAUAGCGACAUCAAUCCCACACAACGGCCCCAAUCACGGCACUCUAGCAUGCACAGCAGUACCGCUAACCUCAUCAAGAAUUUUACCAUAUCCGCACCUUCUGUUGGAUCCCCGGUAGCCUAUGACUUUGCCUACCGACAAACAAGCACAGAGGGGACAACUCCAAGGCCUAGCUUGACUACUUUCCGUGCUCCAUCGUACAUCCACGUGGAAAGCUGGGACUACACGGCCGAAUUCUACGACAAUGAGAUUUUGGCCGGCGAACAGCUGGCUGAUCAAUGCGAUGAAUCCGUCAACCACCCCAUAGACCUGUCCAGGCGAAUGUGCAGGCGCCUCCAGCAAUCAUUCGUUCAGAACUUCUUAAGAUGGACACCCAUCUUCGACCAACAAACUUGCAUCAGCGCAUUAGAGCAGGCAGAGACGAGUCGAUUCGCAUAUUCGACGGCACCAGUAUGCCUGGUCUAUAUGAUUCUAGCUCUUGGCGCAAUCUCGGACGAUCUAAACGAGAGCCCCAACAAUCUUACGCCAGGGUUGGAUUACUUUGCGCGUGGCAGUCAAAUACUUGAAAGCCUAUCGCUUCGAACAGGAAGUUUGACCACCCUUCAAUGCCGGAUACUGCAGGCAUCUUACUUCAAAUUCGCUAUCCGGCCUCUCCAGACCUGGAAUUCUAUUACUCAAGCAGGUCGGGACUGUAUGCACAUUCUGAGCUCAAAGGCGCUACGACGAUUCAACCCCUCGGAACAGGAGGCAUUCAACCGUGCUUUCUGGGCCUGCUCAACACUCUUACAUGAACUUGAGGCUACUUCCAAGAUGCACCCAAUUGGUUUACGCCACUUUCACGAGCUCGUGCCAUUGCCCCAGUUUGAAGAGGAAGACUCUGGGUUUUAUUUCUUCUUGGCUCAAAUUAGCCUGAGGAAAUUUCUAACUCAAACACUCGAAGUCGUCGGCUACCUUACAGGACGUGUUAUAUUCGCCCCUGUCGUGAUCGGGGAACUGCGAAAGCAAAUUCAGGAAUGGCACGAUCACCUGCCUUCUGUCGUUCGGUUCCCGUUGGAUGCAACACCACUCUUUGAUUCUAGGAAGUCCUUCCUGAGGGGGCAGUACAUAGCGUUGCACGUUGUUCUUGGGUGGCCCUCGGUUUUGAAGAUCUUACAGGAUAGCGAAAGCGACGUCACCAUGCAGGAUCAAGACACUCGGAGGGUCACGACAGAUCAUGCGCAGAGUUGCCUCAGCAGCAGCGCUCUAGUCCUAAGUAUAGCCGAGGAGCAGCUCAUGGGUCGUAAAAUCGGGACACACUUCACAAUUUACGCAACGUUUGCGUGUUUUGCGACGUUGCUGAUCGUUUUCAACCACCCAGCCCUUGCAUUUGCUGAGGAGACACGACAGGAGCAGCACAUUCGCAACGGGUACGAGGUGUUGCGGCCGUGGGCUCAUCUUCCGUUCGUACGUCGCGCUUUGGAAAGAGCACGCAUUUUGAUGCAGCAAGCUGGUCUCGCCCACAUAUUUCAUGCACAUGCGGAUGAAAGUCCCCCGGCUUUGGCUGGGAUCAGUCCAGAGGUCGUGCCGAGUCAUGACUGGACAUCCCCACACGGUACAAAGUAA
Molecule: messenger RNA, 1923 nt
Organism: Cucurbitaria berberidis CBS 394.84
Lineage: Eukaryota; Fungi; Ascomycota; Dothideomycetes; Pleosporales; Cucurbitariaceae
Exons: 3
Coding region: 1-1923 (640 amino acids)
Biological process (GO): DNA-templated transcription; regulation of DNA-templated transcription
Molecular function (GO): DNA binding; DNA-binding transcription factor activity, RNA polymerase II-specific; zinc ion binding
Source: RefSeq, a predicted model, not a curated record